Molecule: messenger RNA, 1995 nt
Organism: Fomitopsis serialis
Lineage: Eukaryota; Fungi; Basidiomycota; Agaricomycetes; Polyporales; Fomitopsidaceae
Product: FAD/NAD-P-binding domain-containing protein
Exons: 4
Coding region: 38-1867 (609 amino acids)
Biological process (GO): electron transport chain
Cellular component (GO): mitochondrial inner membrane
Molecular function (GO): electron-transferring-flavoprotein dehydrogenase activity
Source: RefSeq, a predicted model, not a curated record
CGUCCGUCCGUCCAUCCCUUCCUGACUCCUGUGAGCUAUGCUGCGUCUGCACAGGCAGCAGAGCGCCGCCUUGCGCGCUGUGCGUUCUAUCCACUCCACGGCGCGCCGACGACGAGAGCUGUUCGAUCCCAGCAAUGUCGAGAGGGCCUCGGACGAAGUUGACGUCUGUAUUGUUGGCGGUGGCCCCGCUGGGCUCAGUGCAGCCAUUAGGUUGAAGCAGCUCGAGCAGGAGAAGGGCCGCGAGAUCCGCGUGGUGGUGUUAGAGAAAGGUGGCGAAGUCGGCUCCCAUGUGCUAUCAGGUGCGGUAGUUGAGCCUCGCGCUCUGAACGAACUGCUCCCCGACUGGCAAAAUCGCUCGGACCACCCCCUCACACAACCUACCACGCACACCUCCAUGCGCUUCUUCACCAAGUCCUCCUCGUUCCGCAUACCACAACCACCACAGAUGAAGAAAAUGGGCACCUACAUCCUCUCGCUCUCACAGUUCACCGCGUGGCUGGGCUCCAUCGCCGAGGAGCUCGGUGUAGAGGUCUACCCUGGUUUUGCCGGUGCAGGCCUUGUGUAUGGGCCCGACGGGAAAAGCGUGCUCGGGGUGCGCACAAACGAGGUUGGCCUGGACCGCGAGGGUCGGAUGAAGGAUGCCUUUGAACCUGGCAUGGAGUUCCGCGCCCGCGUCACUUUGCUUGCCGAGGGUGCACAUGGCUCGCUCUCAAAGGAGGUCAUCCGAAGGUUCCACUUGAGGGAGAACAGCGACCCGCAGACGUACGGCAUGGGUGUGAAGGAGGUAUGGCGUGUGGACCCAAGUAAGUACCGGCCGGGAGAGGUGGUGCAUACGAUGGGUUGGCCCAUCGACUGGAAGACCUACGGCGGCGGAUGGGUGUAUCACAUGGCGGAUGGCCUCGUCAGCUUGGGUUUGGUGAUUGGGCUGGACUAUGCCAACCCAUAUCUCAGCCCAUACAGAGAACUUCAGCGUAUGAAACACCAUCCAUAUUUCCGGGACCUGCUUUCGGGCGACUCAAGCCGAAUAGCGUACGGCGGACGCACUCUGAACGAGGGUGGCCUGCAGUCCCUCCCGCAGCUGCACUUCCCCGGUGGCGCGCUCAUUGGGUGUUCCGCCGGCAUGGUCAACGUCGCCAAGAUCAAAGGCACGCACAACGCCAUGAAGAGCGGUAUGCUCGCCGCUGAGACCGCCUACAACGCCUUGUCCGCGCAAGAAGAGGGCUCCUCGGUACCGGCAGACAUGAGCGAUUACGAGACGGCGUUCCGGAAUAGCUGGGCGCACGCAGAUCUGCACGAGGUGCGCAACGUACGGCCGUCGUUCAACACGCCGCUGGGCAUGUGGGGCGGCAUCGCGUACUCGGGCGUGGACACGCUGCUUCUGAAGGGACGCACGCCGUGGACGUUCCGGAAUACGAAGAAGCUGAGCGACGCGGCGCACACGAAGAAGGCGAGCGAGUGCACGCCGAUUGAGUACCCGCCGUUCGAGGCCCCGUUGAGCACGGACUUGCUGACAAGUCUUGCGCUGACGGGGACGAACCAUGCGGAGGACCAGCCGGUUCACCUUCGGGUGCGGAAGUAUGGCAAGGGUGUGGCUGACGCUGGGUUGGAAGCUCAGCCUGGAGCGGAGGAGGGACUGGCGACAGAGGAGUUCGAGGAGAGCAAGGCGGUAAGGAGGGAGCACGUGAAAGCGAACGUGGGCGAGUACGCCGGGCUGCUUGGACGAGCAUGUCCAGCUCAAGUGUACGAGUAUGUGGAUGAUGAGUCUGCCCAAAAUGAAGACAGUGAGGGCUGGGGAGGAAAGAAGCUUGUGAUCAACUCACAGGUAGUGUCCUUCAAUAGUUUGGUUACGAGGUGCUGUUCUGACUAGAUGUUCCUGUCCAGAACUGUAUACACUGCAAACUCUGCGACAUCAAAGUGCCGACUCAAGAUAUUACGUGGACAGUUCCAGAGGGCGGCGGAGGUCCCAAGUACACUGUUACCUGAUGCGAUUGCAUA